Molecule: messenger RNA, 692 nt
Organism: Botrytis cinerea B05.10
Lineage: Eukaryota; Fungi; Ascomycota; Leotiomycetes; Helotiales; Sclerotiniaceae
Exons: 2
Coding region: 152-370 (72 amino acids)
Source: RefSeq, a predicted model, not a curated record
GGACGCCUUUUGAUAAUAUUAGUCUGGCACAACAUUGAAUACCCCUACCAUCAUCGGGAUGUCGGCCAAUUUCUGCAUCCGAAGUGUCUCGGAAUUACCCGAGAAUAUCUAUUUUUAAUAUCAAUAACCACAAUUCCUACACUCGUCCGUUAUGGCAAAUAAUCUCGUUUCCCCUUCAAAGAUGUCGUUGUUAUCAUCCUUCCGCGCACUCCCUCCGCGCACUCGGGCAAUGAUAGGCGCAAGCUUCAUAGCUUGGGGUACAAUUGGUCUCUAUUUGUCUGAUACGGCAGAGAAGAAGCUUGGCUUUGAACCUACUGAGCAGGAUAAAGCAAAGAUGCCUAAGUUUACGAUUGUUGAGAAAGAGAACUGAAAUGGUUGUGAUGGGUGGAUGUUUUGCAGACCAAGUAAACAGUGGCACGGCGCAGCAGACAGAGACGAAUCGGGUUAAGACAACGAUUAGAGCUUAAGAGGUGUGUGUCUAUGCAGACCUGAGAGGAACUAUGGCCAGCUCUGGAGCGGACCGUAAUUGCACAUACUGAGGGUCAGGCUGUAGAUACUGGACAACCGGGGAACCAGGAAACUGGAGGAGGGGUUCCAAGAAAAGCUGUGGGUCGGCACCUGAACAACGAUACUCUAUUUCCUCCGGGUAGUGACCGGUAAAAUAAUUGGAAGCCAUUUGCAUACCUCGGAUA